Molecule: messenger RNA, 4815 nt
Organism: Moneuplotes crassus
Lineage: Eukaryota; Ciliophora; Spirotrichea; Euplotida; Euplotidae
Source: the annotation of a GenBank genome assembly
AUGGGGAAAACAGAUUUUAUAACAUCUCUCUUUUUGUGGCUUCCUUUAUUCCUCGAGCUAUGCAACCCUCAGACUAUUGUGUCAAAUUGGGAUUUCACAGAUAUUACAGUUGCAGGAGCAAAUGUAUAUACCGAUCAUAAUCCAACAAAUGAUUAUUCAACAAUGAAUAUUGUAAGGGCGAAUAACCCUAGAGUCUUUGGAAAUUAUAAUUCCCAAGGCUCAAUUUACGAAGAAGAUAGAGCUAGUGACUGUUCCACUAGAGGAAAUGCAUUGAUCAACACAGGUAUAAUCUCCUUCACUGCGUACGUAUACAUCACCGAUUUCACUCAGACCCAAUACGUAUACUGCAAGAACAGGUACACUGGAGGAGGAGCAGUCACUCAAGCUUGGUGAAUGGGAUUUACUAGUGCAACUUCUAUUUUUGUCGAAGCAAACAACAACAUGAUGGCAUCAAACAGUAUGGAAACCUUUACAACUCCAUUUCAACUUACUUUGGGAUGGAACUUAAUCGGGUGUUACUAUGAUGGAAACAACUUUGAUCCUUUAACUGCUGUUGGGACUAACUAUUGCUUUAAUGUAAUGCAUGAUGGAACUACUUUUCAAUCAGCUCCUAUAAUUCAUGGGACAGGAAAUUAUACAGAUGAAGAUAUUUUUAUAACAUGUGUCGGAGGUGAUAAAUUCAACGGAGGAAACUCUAGGUCAUCAUUGGUGGGAAUGACAAAUCAGGUUCAAGCUUACUCUGAUCCAAUCACAUUAGGACAGAUGCAAACUAUGGUGAGCUAUAAUUGUGAUGCACCUUGCCCUAUGUGCUUAGCCAAAAUGGCUCCAACUUGUCAGGAGUAUGUGAAGGAAGCCUAUGUUGGUAAAUGGGAUUUUAAAAGUGACAUAUAUCAAAAUCUUAUAACAGACGAAGGAAAUAAUGGGCUCAACAUUCAACUGAAUGAUGACCAAGAUAUUGAUCCUGUAUAUGUUGAUAACCAAGGACUCUAUUUUAAUGGUAGAAAUCACAUUAGAACAUCAGGGACUUGGCUUCAAAAUAAUGUUGAAAGCUUUACUUAUGAAGCAUGGAUAAGGCCUUCAAACCCUGCUUUAAAUGGGCAGCAAUUAUUUUCUAUAGAUAAUGAUACAAAUGCUCCAGAAUUUUCUAUAAAGCUAAAUUCAGGCAAUAUCGAAGUAGAUAUGGAAGGAACAACUCGAACUUUUCCUAUUACUACUCCGGUGGCAGAUGAAUGGACUUAUGCAGCUGUCAGUGUCAUGAAAACAGCUAAUAAUUUAGUGAAUGUAUGAGUCUUUAUUGGAACUGGACCUGAAAGUUGUAACACCAUUGCUGCAGAACUAGACUUUGUAGCUGCAGGUGGAACUUUCCAAAUGGGAAGUAAUUAUUUAGGAAUGAUGAGAGAAGCCGGCGUUCUAGAUUGGCCUAAAAGAGAUUAUGAAUUCAGCAGUAUGGUUCAGACAAGCGGAUGAAUUCCUUGGAAUAAUGUUCCGUGAAGCAUGUGCCCAGCCACUACAGGAGAAUGAAUCUCAAUCUGAGAUAAGAACCAAUAUGGACCUAGCUGUGAUACUUGUCUUAAUCCUAACUGAGCUAGUUGAUAUAGCGACACUUAUAAUAAAUGUUUUGAGUGCUAUUCUGGGUAUGAUUUCACUUAUUCAGGCCAAAGUUGUGCUGGAGUGUGCGGAAAUGGAAUCAAAGAAGACUAUCUUGGAGAACAAUGAGAUGAUGGAAAUGAUAGCGAAAAUGAUGGCUGCAGUUCAGCUUGAUUGAUUGAACCAGGAUUCACAUGCAGUGAGAAAACACCAAACAGUCCUUCUGUUUGUACAAGAAAAUGCUCAUAUGAAUUUGGCUUCUACUUUGGAUUCCUUGAAUGAAAUGAUGGAAAUGAUGAUCCUCUUGAUGGUUGUUAUAACUGUAAAAUAGAAAGAGGUUGGAAAUGUGAAGAUGGUAGUCCUUGGAAUCCAGAUAUAUGCACUGAGCUAUGUGGAGACGGCAUCAACUAUGGAGAACAUGAAUGAGAUGAUGAUAAUCACAAUAAUGGAGAUGGCUGAGAUGCUAAUUGUAAUAUUGAGCUUACAGAUCCUCCUCAAUGGAUUUGUUCUAGUGGAAAUGAAAUGGCUCCUGAUUUCUGCCAUGAAUGGUGAGGAAAUGGAAUUAGAGAGGAAGAUCCUUACCUAUGGAACCCUAGAAGAAACCUCUUCCGUCUUCAAGAAGUUACAUGUGAUGAAGGAAAUCUUAGAAGUGGAGAAGGUUGAGAUGGAAUCUGAAGGAUCGAAAAUGGGUUUGUUUGUGGAGGAGUAGCUCCAGAUGUUUGCACAGAAGAAUGUGGUGACAGAAGAGCAUUUUACUAUGAUCAAUGUGAUGAUGGAAAUUUAGACAAUGGAGAUGGAUGUAGAGCUGAUUGACUCAUGGAAGCUGGUUAUGAAUGACUUGGAGGGGGCCCAACUCUUGUAACUGAUUGUACUGAGAUAUGUGGAGAUAACAUCAACAACGGUUGGCAUACUUGAGAUGAUGGAAAUAUUAUAUCAGGUGAUGGAUGCAGCGACACUUGACAAACAGAAGCUGGUUAUAGAUGAGAAGGAGGAGAUAAUGAUGAAGGAGAUAAAUGCACAGAAAAAUGAGGGGAUGGAAAGAAUGCAGGGCUCUUACCUUGAGACGACUAUAAUGUAUUAGAUGGGGAUGGAUGCAAUAGUACUUGAUAUGUAGAGACUGGAUACACGUGUACAGGAGGAAGUGCAACAACUAGAGAUUAUUGUGUUGAAACUUGUGGAGAUGGCGUCGAUAUGAAUACAUAUGAAUGAGAUGAUGGCAAUAAUGAUAACGGAGAUGGAUGAAGCUCCACUUGAACAAUUGAGCCAGGUUGGGGAUGAAUUAAAGGAAGCCCAACAUAUUGAUAUAAAGCUGCUCGGCCUGCUAUCGUAGGAGCUGGUUUAAGUUCAGAUAGUAGUUCGCUUAUUAUUUCAUUCAAUACAACAGUAAAAUUUACAUCUGCAUGGAAAAGUAGUGAUUGGAAAGUUGAAUUAUUUGUUCCAUUUCAAGAAACAGUUCCUGAUUUUUACUACACUAUUACUCCUCCAAACAAUGAAGCUGGUGUUAAUAUAGCUCUUUCAUAUGAUCACCAGUUAUUUGGUUAUAACAUGGAAUACAUUGUACUAACUUUCUAUAACAGACAUACAACAGUUGAAACUAUUUACAAUACAGAAAUGAUUAAUGAGCAAUAUACUUAUUACCUCGAGGGUAAAGAAGUAUCUAAAAAUGCAGAAAUAGUCGGAACAUUAGGAACACUCACCUUUCUUCUGUUCUUAAUCUGCAUUAUUAUUGGAAUAGUAGGCUGAAUUCUUGGAUAUGAUGUAAAAAUUCUCCUUGAUUGAUUCUAUACCCUUCAACUAAUCUAUUUCUUCCCACUAGGAAGAUUCUAUUUCCCAACAGGGUUGUAUAAAUUCUUCAAAGCUUUUGAAAAAUUGAAUUUCCAAGGAAUAAACCUUGGAGUUUGGGACUUUACCAAAGCAUCAGAAGCUAAUUUGUUAACAGUUCAUGGAGAUAUUGUGAACUACAAUUUUAAAAAGAUGGGAUUUACCACAUCAUCCUUUAUCUUCACUUCGAUUGAUGUAGUUCUAGUUAUUCUCUAUCUCUUGUUCAUGACUGUAUUUUUCAGAAUUUUAGCACAAAUGUUUAGGAAGACAAAGAUCAUAAGAUUUAUCGAAAUUACAAUGGUCACUGGGAUCCUUCAGUUUAUCCUCAACUCGACAUGCUUAAUCCUCUGAAUGACAGCAUUCUUGAAUAUAAAUGAAUGGAAUGUUAUGACAGAAGCUGAAGUAUUUGGUUCAGUCGCAUCCUAUAUGUACCUUGCAUUAAUAGUCUUUGCUUUAAUUAUGAUGAUCGUCUUUACCGCACUUUAUUGGGCAGACUUGCGAAAAGUUGAGAACCCAGAAGGGGGAGAUACUGGAAAGAAAAUGCAAGUAAAUAGUCUUGGGAGAAAAUACUUAUUCAUGCCUUUCAAAGACCGAAACCUCAUGCACUACUCUUAUCCUGUAAUUUUCUUAGCUAGAAGAAUUCUGGUUGCUGCUCUGUUUGGAUUUGUGAAAAAUGAUGGAUUUCUUCAACUCCUCGGACUAUCACUUUUAUCUGGAAUGAUGCUGGUCUAUCACACUUCCUAUCAGCCAUUUGUUUCUUCAUUCAGAAACAUAAUUCUAACAGUGCUAGAGUUAGCCUACCUUCUGAUUUGCUUAACAAUUUUCCCUUACGUUUAUCCAAACAUUAAACCUGAUCUUUUCUUAAGCCAGGCUGACAUAGUUGUUGGGUUAUUCCUUCCUCUUUUCUGGCUGGCCCUCUUCAUCCCAGUAGGGAUUUUACUCUGUAAAAUCUGUGGCAAAAGGCCAAAGAAUCAUCCAAUCUUCCAAAAAGAUCUCCCUGUCGACAACACUGAAGGAGAAGAUCUCAGAGAUGCAUGGAUCACUGGCCAGCAAAAAGAACUUGAAGAGGAAGAAGAGAAAGCGGCAGAAAAAGUAGAAGAACCCGGAGCAGUGCCAGAAAACCCAGAAAAGGCUAAAGAUGAAGAGACCAGUGAGAGCGUUGAAAGUGAAGAAAGUGAGUUACAGACAGAGACUAUCACUAUUACAGAAUCAUCUAGUUCUGGUGAAAACGAAGGUGAUGCUGAUGCAUUUGCAGCACAAAGAAGAAUUCCAUCAGCGGAUGUGAACCUUGAUACCCAAGCUGGCUUUAGUACUGGAAUGACCGGAACUCUUGAAGCUGAAAUCCAGAAGUAUAGAAUGCAGGAGAAGAAGCUGAAUUAGACAUCUAAACUCUGUGAAAAUGGUUUG